AUGCUACCACUAGCAGCUAUAAAUGAUUGGGAACUCUGCCAUCUUGAUAUAAACAAUGCUUUUCUGUAUGGAGAAUUAGAAGAGGAGAUUUACAUGAAUAUACAUCCUGGGCUGUCUGUUGAGGGGGUCGAAUGUGAACCAGGGACCAAACUUGUUUGUAGACUUAAGAAAUCUUUAUAUGGUCUCAAACAAGCUUCAAGACAAUGGUACUUAAAGCUAUCUAAAGUUUUGAGUGGAUUUGGGCAUCAACAGUCAGCCUCAGACCAUUCAUUCUUCUUUAAGAAAGAUAGUGCGGGAUUCUUUGGCAUAGUAAUCUAUGUAGAUGAUAUCUUGGUAGCCACAAAUGACAGAAAGAAGAUUGAAAGUUUCAAGGAAUUCUUGGCUCAGCAUUUUAAGUUCAAAGACUUAGGCACUCCUAAAUAUUUUCUGGGAUUGGAAAUUGCUAGAAGCAAAGAUGGCAUUCUUGUAUCUCAGAGAAAAUAUGCUAUGGAUUUAUUGAGAGAUGCUGGUUUGUUAGGCUGCAAGCCAUCUUCACUCCCUAUGGAUCCCUCAAAGCAACUGGGACAAGAUGCAGGAGAAGUAAUGAAAGAGUCUUCAAAAUAUAGAAGAUUAAUUGGGAGACUUCUAUAUUGUUGCAUCACAAGACCAGAUAUAACAUUUGUUGUUCAUAAACUUAGUCAAUAUGUUUCUAAACAUUGUGAAGAACAUUGGAUUGCAGCUGAGAAAACACUGAGAUAUGUGAAAGGGACACCAGGACAUGGAUUGUUUCACUCCAGAAAAUUAGAGCCUUCCUUAAGCAUAUUAUCAUAUGCUGAUUGGGCAGCUUGCCCAGACACUAGAAGAUCAAUGACAGGAUAUUGUUUGUUUCUGGGAACUUCUUUGAUAUCAUGGAGAGCUAAGAAACAGCAUACUAUAUCAAGAUCCUCAGCACAGUGUUGUUAA
Salvia splendens (bonfire salvia) is the source of this 942-nucleotide messenger RNA. RefSeq lists its product as uncharacterized. The transcript has a single exon. Lineage: Eukaryota; Viridiplantae; Streptophyta; Magnoliopsida; Lamiales; Lamiaceae. Bases 1 to 942 code for a protein of 313 amino acids. The record is from RefSeq and is a predicted model, not a curated record.